Molecule: messenger RNA, 2700 nt
Organism: Selaginella moellendorffii
Lineage: Eukaryota; Viridiplantae; Streptophyta; Lycopodiopsida; Selaginellales; Selaginellaceae
Product: probable folate-biopterin transporter 7
Exons: 2
Coding region: 369-2642 (757 amino acids)
Cellular component (GO): membrane
Source: RefSeq, a predicted model, not a curated record
GGCGAAGAGGGGCACUCGAUCCAGAUUCUCGAACCAAACCUCUUCCUGGCCAUCGCCAUCGCCAUCUCGCUCCAUCCCUAAAACCCUAAGGGCAUUUUGGCGGGCAACGCAUAUUCGCCUAAAGAAAUAUGCCCUUUUUGUCGCUCGCGGUGUCAAUAUGCUGUAAGAAAGAAGGGGAGAGAGAAAGAGCUAUGGUGGCAAUCCCUUGGUUUUUUUUCUUCUAUUCUCUUCCUUUUUCUUGUUAGGGUUUGCCACUCGUCCUAGGGCUCGCGCCGCGUGGGCGGCGCCACGAGGAAGACCAAGACUCGUCCACCGCGAAGAAUGCGACCGAGGAUUCCUCGAUCUUUGUCCCGGUUUGUGUAGAUUAGAUGCAAGGAUGCGCUGCGCCGCUCUCGGCAAUGGAUUUCAUGCCGCCAUCGGCUGCUGCUGGCAGCCGGAUAGAGGCGGCGGCGUGGAAUCGCCGGGUAGCCGUCCAAAAUCGGGCGCAUUGGAGGCGAAAUAUCUCACAGCGGUGGAGAUUUCUAGAGAAGGAUUGUGUUCUUGGGGCUAGGAAGUGGCUGAAUGGAGGGAGCUGGACAGGAGGAAGAAAUGGGAGGAUGGAAUCGAUGUUUCAAUGUCGAUUCCAAGGGAGGACGACCCAGCGUACGGCGGAUAAGAAAGGAAAGCUUCUGGAUAGUGACGAGCCAAUCUCGCUUCCAGUGGCACUCCUCUCGGUUCCACUGGGACUCGAGGCUGGUUCGUGGAUUACGUCCGAGGUGGUCUCCAGCUACAUGUGGUUUAAAGUGGUUCUCCGGCACGUCUUUCCACUCGCCAUGACCAUGGGAGCUCUCGAAAACUCUUCCGAGCUUCUGGAGCUUUCGUUGGAUUCAUCCCUUGGCCGAAUGGUGCUGUGGAAGAAGCGCCAGAGCAUCAAAGCUAGACAGAGGAGGAGGUCCUACGGUGCAGCCGCGGAGCCUGUUCCAGCCGAGAAGAAGAUUGCCGGUUACUUGCCCGUGAUGUCCAGUGCUUCCUCGUACGUCUGGUGUCCGCCGUCGCAGCAGCUCUUACUUCCAGCUCCACCGACAUGGUCACUUCUAGUGGCCAUCGAGUCUCUGUCCAGCGAGCUCGACUGCUACGUCUCUCGUUUCAAGUCCGGCAUGAAAGCUCCGGACUGGUGGGAUGACAUGGGUGAAACUUACGGAGUUUCGUUACUCGUGCUCAUCGGCAUGGGUUACUGGGUGCAAGGAUUUCGAUGCUUCCCUUGGCUGGGGAUGAACUAUUACUUCAAGGACGGACUCCAGCUCGACCCGCUAACUCUCCAGUUUCUACAAAAUACCGUCAACCUCCCGUAUCUCGCCAAGCCAAUCUACGGCAUUAUCUCUGACUCGGUCUACAUUCACGGUGCUCAUCGCGUGCCUUACAUUAUCAUUGCAGGAAUAUGUCAAGUGAUGUCAUGGGGAACAAUCAUAGCAGUGCCAGGGGCUAGAAGGUCUGCCGGAAUGCUCACAGCGUUUUUAACGUUUGGCAACUUCGGUGCUGCGGUAGCCGAUGUAGCCAACGACGCUCUCGUUGCCGAAGCUGGGAAGAAGAAAGGCUGCACUGGUGGACAGCUCCAGUCUUUCGCGUGGCUAGCUUCAGCAGCGGGUGGUCUCCUGGGGAACCUCUUGUCCGGCCUUGCUCUCAGCGGCAUGGACUUCGAGAGCAUGUUCACGAUCUUCGUCAUGUUCCUCGUGUGCCAUCUCGCCAUCGCCUUCAUGGUCAGCGAGCAAUCCUUCGGGCAGCGGAAGAGAGACGCCGGCAAAGGCAAGGUGGUCGCCUUCCCAGGAGGACCAAAGCUCGGGAAUCUCAUGAAGGGAGCAAAGGCCCGGGAGAUGCAAGUUAAAGCUUACAGGAGCAACAAAGAGCUGCUCAAGAGCCAGGACGAGGACAAGAUAACCGAGAGCCGCGAGCCAAAGGCCGUCGACAUCCCCAGGCAGGUAUCAAAACUCUUCGGCCUCGUCAAGUCGCCCGAGAUCCUCCUGCCGCUGCUCUGGUUCAUGGGAUCCUACGCAGUCAUCCCGACGCUCUCGGGGACCAUCUUCUACUAUCAGUCACAGGCGCUCAAGAUCAACCCGGUCUACCUCGGCGUGGCCAAGAUGCUGGGCCAGGCGGGGCUCCUCGCCGGAAGCAUGCUCUACGAGAGAUACUUGAAGCCGGUUCCACUGCGAAGGCUGGUCGGCUGCGUCCAAAUCCUCCUCUCGGUGUGCAUGCUAGCGGACAUCGGGCUCGUCAACCGGAUCAAUCUCCAGCUUGGCAUCCCGGACCAUUUCUACAUUCUCGGGGCCUCGGCGUUCGUGGAAGCCAUCGGCCAGUUCAAGAUACUACCAUUCAUGGUUUUUUUCGCAAAGCUUUGCCCGGCGGGGUGCGAGGGAUCGCUGCUGGCCUUCUUCAUGUCGUGCCAGUGCCUGUCGUGCAUCGUGAGCGGCUAUCUUGGGGUGGCUCUGGCAUCGUUCCUGGCGAUCAGUGCCAGCGAUUUCACGCAGCUGGGGGUUGGGAUUGUGGUGCAAGCGCUGGCGGCGCUGGUGCCACUGCUGGGAUUAAGUUUGCUGCCGGGUGGAGAGAUGGAAGACGAGGAAGAAGAAGAACAAGAGAAUGGUGCUGCUAAAGUAGAAAAGGUUAUGUGAGAAAUUUUGCAUUGUUGUAAUAUAUUUAUAUCAAAUCAACAGGUUAACAUAUUGAUCU